Messenger RNA from Macadamia integrifolia, 3945 nucleotides. RefSeq names its product nuclear cap-binding protein subunit 1. The transcript is spliced from 21 exons. Gene Ontology annotation, biological process: nuclear-transcribed mRNA catabolic process, nonsense-mediated decay; mRNA export from nucleus. The record is from RefSeq and is a predicted model, not a curated record. The coding region runs from base 1004 to 3601 and encodes 865 amino acids. Gene Ontology annotation, cellular component: nucleus; nuclear cap binding complex. Lineage: Eukaryota; Viridiplantae; Streptophyta; Magnoliopsida; Proteales; Proteaceae. Gene Ontology annotation, molecular function: RNA cap binding; protein binding; mRNA binding.
CCCUUCGUUAAGGGCCUUAAGGCUUUGCUUGUAUGAUAAGAAAGAAAAGAAACCCAUACGGUUUAUUCGGCUUUCUUGAUUCUUCACGUUUUUUGUGUUUGAUAGUCUCCAUAACGGGCAGAAAAUUCAGAUUUUAAAUUUUGAACUUGCUUCGUUUUCACGCAAUUUCUUCCGUUGCAAGUUGCAACGAAAGAAAUCCGCGAAAGAAAUCUUUUUGGGUUUUUUUUUGGGUGUUUGCGAGUCUCCAUAGUCUCUUUAACGGAUAGAAAUUUCAGAUUUAAAAUUUUGAACUUGGCAUCGUUUUCACGCAAUCUUCUUACAUUGCAACAAAAGAAAUCUCACUGGGAGGGCGAGGAAAAAUUGGUUAUAGCAAGAAAUAGUGAUAGGGUUUGAGGGCGGAAAUCACAGCCAGGUUCUAAAAGAGGUAGCAAAAAGAUUGUGGGCAUUCACAGAGCUGUGGAAGAUUUGUCCGGAAGCUGAGCAUAGCAGGCAGGGGGAAGCCGGAAGAGCAAUGGAGAGAGAGAGAGAGAGAGAGAGAGAGAGGUAGGGCCCCUAAGUUGCAGAGUAUCUUCGACCGAUCUUCCAUCCUUUGGCAAGGGUGAGAGAGAAACAGAGAAACUGGGGUUAAAAAUCUGAGAGAGUUAUCCACGGGCACCAAGUUGCAGAAGAUCACCGGAAAUUUGACGCCCACAACCAACCUCCACUCAUCUUCUCAGUAACCGCCUCUCGUCGAAGAACCCAACCACGCCCCCCCUCCCCCAAACAAAUUUUCGUUUCUUUUUCGAAACAAACAGCAUGAAAUAAAAUAUUUUAUUUUCCUGAUUCUAUUUUCCUUAUUUUCUUUUCUUGGCAUCCAAACACACCCUAAGGCCCUGUACUGUCCUUCGGGGCUCAUCGGUUGUCUAUUUUUUUCUACCUUUUGUUCUCAUUCCCUCCAUUUCUACUUUCUGAAACCACAACCGAAAAACCCCUACAAAACCCUAAGCAGAGUUUCUUCAGAGCGAUGAGUAGCUGGCGUACUCUUCUUCUGAGAAUCGGCGAUAAUUGCCCUGAGUAUGGCGGAACUUCCGAUUUCAAAGAUCACAUUGAAACAUGCUAUGGUAUACUUAUGCGCGAGCUGGACCACUCUAAAGAUGACAUUUUAGCAUUCCUUCUCCAGUGUGCUGAACAACUGCCUCACAAGAUUCCUUUGUAUGGUACAGUGGUUGGAUUGUUGAAUCUGGAAAGUGAGGAUUUUUCCAGAAAAGUAGUGGAGCAUACUCAAACUAACUUGCAGGAUGCUUUACACUCAGGCGAUUGCAAUAGAAUUCGUAUCUUGAUGCGGUUUCUGACAAUGCUGAUGUGCAGCAAAGUGCUCCAACCAGGGUCGAUAAUUGUGGUCUUCGAAACACUAUUGUCAUCUGCUGCCACAACAGUAGAUGAAGAAAAUGGAAAUCCUUCUUGGCAAGCACGUGCAGACUUUUACAUAACUUGCAUCUUGUCUUGUCUCCCAUGGGGAGGUGCAGAGCUGAUUGAGCAAGUCCCUGAAGAAAUUGAGAGAGUUAUGGUUGGAAUAGAGGCAUACUUAAGCAUCAGAAAACAUACCUGUGAUACUGGGUUCUCAGCUUUUGAGUUUGAUGAUGAAAGUGAGAAGGCUUAUGGUGAAAAGGAUUUCUUAGAAGAUCUAUGGGAGAGGAUACAAGCUUUAUCUAGCAACGGGUGGAAUCUUGAUAGUGUUCCCAGGCCUCACCUUUUGUUUGAAGCUCAGCUAGUUGCUGGGAAGUCAUAUGAUCUUGGUCCUAUUAGCUGCCCUGAGCAACCGGCUCCUCCUCCUGUACUUUCUGGGGUCACUUGUGGUAGACAAAAGCAUGAAGCCGAAAUGAACUAUCCUCGAAGGCUGCGAAGGCUUAAUAUAUUUCCUGCAAGUAAAUUUGAGGGUCAGCAACCUAUAGAUCGCUUCAUUGUGGAGGAGUAUUUGCUGGAUGUGCUCUUCUUCUUUAAUGGCUGUCGCAAAGAAUGUGCAUCAUUCAUGGUUGGUCUCCCGGUGCCCUUCCGAUACGAGUACCUUAUGGCAGAGACAAUAUUCUCUCAGCUGCUUUUACUGCCUCAACCACCAUUCAAGCCAAUUUACUAUACACUGGUUAUUAUUGACCUCUGCAAGGCUCUUCCUGGGGCUUUUCCAUCUGUUGUGGCUGGAGCAGUUCGUGCUCUUUUUGAGAGAAUUGCUGAUUUGGAUAUGGAAUGUAGAACACGGCUGAUCCUCUGGUUCUCACACCACCUAUCAAACUUUCAGUUCUUUUGGCCAUGGGAAGAGUGGGCUUAUGUAUUGGAGCUCCCAAAAUGGGCACCACAACGAGUGUUUGUUCAAGAAGUAUUGGAGAGGGAAGUCCGUCUAUCAUAUUGGGAGAAAAUUAGGCAGAGCAUUGAAAAUGCUCCUGCGUUGGAGGAGUUGCUUCCCCCUAAGGGUGGCCCAAACUUCAAGUACAGUGCAGAAGAUGGUAGUGAGAGAGCAGAAGCACAUGCACUCUCUGUUCAACUCAGCAUCAUGGUGAAAGGGAGGGUGACAUCCCAGGAGAUUAUUUCUUGGGUUGAAGAAAGUAUUAUCUCAGUUCAUGGCUUUACAGUUGCACUUGAAGUGGUUAUUCAAACCUUUCUUGACAUUGGAUCGAAAAGUUUCACUCAUUUGAUCACCGUAUUGGAGAGAUAUGGCCAAGUAAUUGCUAAACUGUGUCCUGAUCUGGAUAAGCAAGUGAUACUGAUAGAUGAAGUCAGUUCGUACUGGAAGAACAAUGCUCAAACGAAGGCAAUUACCAUUGACCGAAUGAUGGGUUACCGGAUUAUAUCUAAUUUGGCCAUAGUCAACUGGGUUUUCUCCCCUCCUAAUGUUGAGCAGUUCCAUGCAUCAGAUCAUCCAUGGGAGAUUCUAAGGAAUGCAGUCGAAAAGACAUACAAUCGCGUAUCAGAUCUAAGGAAAGAAAUUUCAUCCCUUGAGAAGGCUGUUUUAUCAGCUGAGGAGGCCACGGCAAAGGCUAAAGCAGACCUAGAGGCUGCCGAGUCAAAACUUACAGUUGUUAAUGGUGAACCUGUACUGGGUGAAAACCCUGCAAGAAUGAAGCGCCUCAAAUCAUAUACUGAGAAAGCGAAAGAGCAUGAAGUUUCCAUAUGUGAUUCUUUAGAGGCAAAGACCGCCCUCCUUACUCGAGCCCUUGAUGAAAAUGAGGCCUUGUUUGUUUCUUUAUAUAAGAGCUUCUCAAAUGUGCUUAUGGAACGCCUGCAUCAUGCAUCUUUAGAUGAAAAGAAGGGUCUUGUACCGUCUGAUCAGAUGGAGACAAUGGCUGUGGACUCUGAAGAACCAUCAGCAAUGGAGAUGGACAAAGAGAAUGGAAGACAAGAGAAAAGUGACGCCAAUGGUGAGAUAGAAAGGAACAGCUAUAAAAUGGGAGAAAAUCAGCAAUGGUGUAUAUCAACUUUGGGUUACGUCAAGGCCUUUUCAAGGCAAUAUGCGACUGAGAUUUGGCCUCACAUUGAGAAGCUGGAUUCUGAGGUAUUUACAGAGAAUGCCCAUCCACUUUUCCGCAAAGCUGUCUUUUCUGGUUUGUACCGACCAAUCCAUGAAGAGUGAUCAGAGUGGGCCAGUGUGUGUCAAAGAAGCAGCUUGGUCAAGUUGAUUCUUCAAGAAAAACAUUUAAACACAUUGGAAGAAGGUGUUAAUAUACUCUCCGCAGCAGCUGCAGCAGCAGCAAGAUGGACGUGGUAUUUUAGAGUCGGAGGAAGUCCACCACCUAAAAUGACGCGUUGAACCAGUAGAUAAGCUAAUUUUGUGGGCAAAACUUCGUAACUCUCCCCCUCUGGGACUUGUAAAAAGUUCUUGAAUGUGAUUAGAUUAUUGGUUCAGGUCAUGGUAACUCAAUUCUAAUUAUUAUUUACAUUGGAGAAAUGAAACCUUUGUAUUAUUGUUUUACUUCA